Molecule: messenger RNA, 1074 nt
Organism: Acanthamoeba castellanii str. Neff
Lineage: Eukaryota; Discosea; Longamoebia; Acanthamoebidae
Product: RanBP1 domain containing protein
Exons: 9
Coding region: 1-1074 (357 amino acids)
Biological process (GO): intracellular transport
Cellular component (GO): nuclear pore; cytoplasm
Molecular function (GO): GTPase activator activity
Source: RefSeq, a predicted model, not a curated record
AUGGCAUCAAACAUCACUACCACUGCGGCCGAUUCGCCCGUCUCCCGCAAGCGACCUGCCGAGGACGAGGCCCUCAAGGCCGAGGAGCUGCAGCCCAAGGGUGAGUCCGCUGUGGCCGCUCCCGCCGCCGACGCGUCAGCCGAAAACGGCGCGGACGACGAGGGAGAGCAGCAACCUGCCAAGCGUGCUCGCAAGGAGGAGGAGGAGGAGGAGACGAAGGAGACAGAGUCGCAGGAGAACAAGGAAGAGGAGGAGAGCAAGAACAAGAAGGAACAGAAGGCGGAAGAGAGCGGCGGCGGCGGCAAGCUGGCUUUCUUGGGGCCGACGGGGUCGGGCGAGGGCUUCUCGAGCUUCUCGUCGCUCGCGGCCGGUCCCCUCUCCUUCUCGUCGGUGUCGUCCGGCGCCGCCGACGCGGGCGCGGCGCCCCUCAGCUUCAACCUGGGCGCGGCGGGGUCGACGCCCGGCCCGUUCAGCAUCGACUUCUCGUCGCCGACGCCCUUCGGCUCCCUCUUUGGCGGCGAAGGCAGCAAGGACGGCAGCGCCGCUGCUACGCCCUCGCUCACCUCCACGGGCUUCACCCUCUUCUCCUCCUCCGCGCCCUCGACCUCCUCCGACUUUGCCUUCAGCCUCAGCUCUUCGUCGUCUUCCCUCCUCUUCUCCUCGGGCGCUGAGAGCUCGUCUACGUCUGUGGCCGAAAAGGUCGAAGUGGUGACCGGCGAGGAGAACGAGGAGCGCGUUCACUCGGUGCGGGCCAAGCUGCUCAAGCUGGAGCCGGAGAGCCAGGCCUGGAAGGAGAGGGGCUCCGGCCAGCUCCACCUCAACGUCGCCAAGGACCACUCCUACGCCAGACUCGUCAUGCGCGCCGAGGGAGCGCUGCGUCUGAUCCUCAACACCGCCCUGUUCCCGCACACCAUCACCAAGAGGGUGCAGGAGAAAGGCGUACAGGUGUCGGCGGUGGAGGAGGGCAAGCCGGUCCUGUACCUCCUGCGCGCAUCUCGCAGAGACGAGGCCGAGGAGCUGUUCGCCGCCAUCAACCGCCACAAGGAACUCGGCGGCAGCAGCUCCAGCGUGUAG